GGGCCAUUGGCCCUAAAGAAGAUGGGCAUGUCCAAAAGCCCACGCCAGCAACAAUUGUGCCGUCAUACAUUUCAACAUCACGACGUCGUUUGCUGGCAUAAGACGGUCAGAUCUCCCAACCAUUUCCGAAUCUGUGAGCUCAGGUUGGCGCUGAUCCCCGAUCUCCCUCUUCCCGAAUUACCGCUGCCACCACCGGCUCCUGCUUUCUCCUCCGCCGUCAGAAUGGCCAAAACACUCUUCUGCGUUCUCAUCCUCCUCCUCCUAUUCUCCGUUCUCUCCCCAUCCUCCGCCGAGAUCAAGUCCCUAACCAUAAAUUCCGACACUCGACCCAUGAUUCUGUUUGAAAAAUUCGGCUUCACCCACAAGGGUCACGUUUCCAUCGCCGUCUCCUCCGUCUCCGUCGCUGCCCUCUCUUCCGCAUCUCAACCCCAGUCUUCGAACCUCGGCUUCUUCCUCCUCAACGAAGAAAGCCUUGUUCAGGUCCUCAUCGAGAUCCAACAGAACCCCUCCUUCUGCGUCCUUGAUUCGCACUACAUAUCCCGUCUCUUUACUUUCCGUGACCUUUCUCCCCCUCCUCUUGCAUCCUUCAAUCGAUCUUACCCCGUUACCACACCCAAUGAAUACAGCCUUUUCUUUGCCAAUUGCGCUCCCGAAACCGCCGUCUCCAUGGUCGUCCGCACCGAGGUCUAUAAUCUUGACGCGGAUGGUUCUAAGGACUAUCUCUCUGCCGGUCAAACUCAGCUCCCCGUCCUCUACUUUCUCUUCUCCCUCGCCUACUUUGCUUUCUUGGGGUUCUGGGUCUACAUUUCUUACACAAACAAGCGAUCCGUUCAUCGCAUCCACCUAUUGAUGGCCGGCCUGCUUCUCGUAAAGGCUUUGAAUCUGAUUUUCGCCGCCGAGGAUAAGCAUUAUGUCAAGACCACGGGAACACCUCAUGGAUGGGAUGUGUUGUUUUAUAUAUUCCAGUUCAUCCGGGUGGUGUUGCUCUUCACGGUUAUCAUACUGAUCGGGACCGGGUGGUCAUUUCUCAAACCCUUCUUGCAAGAGAGAGAGAAAAAAGUGUUGAUGAUUGUGAUCCCGCUUCAGGUUUUGGCUAACGUGGCUUCUGUUGUGAUCGGUGAGACCGGGCCCUUCAUCAAGGAUUGGGUUACAUGGAAUCAAGUCUUCUUACUGGUAGAUAUUAUUUGUUGCUGUGCUAUCAUUUUCCCCAUUGUAUGGUCUAUAAGAUCUCUGCGAGAAACGUCCAAGACCGACGGCAAGGCUGCUAGGAAUUUAGCUAAGCUGACACUUUUCAGGCAGUUUUAUAUUGUUGUCAUAGGGUAUUUAUAUUUCACACGGAUAGUAGUGUUUGCGCUGAGAACUAUUGCUGCAUACAAGUACCAGUGGGUUAGUCAAGCUGCCGAGGAGAUCGCGAGUCUUGCGUUUUACAUGGUGAUGUUCUACAUGUUUAGACCGGUGGAGAAGAAUGAGUACUUCGUCCUUGACGAGGAGGAAGAAGAGGCUGCAGAGAUGGCUCUUAAAGAUGAAGAAUUCGAGCUCUGAGAUGGGUGGUGGAGGAGUUCAGCUGGUCCUCCUUGUUGACAUGCCUCUAACAAAUGCAAUUUAUCAGGUUGUCCGAUGUCAUGGAUUCACUAUCAUAUUUGUGGUUCAGGUCCGCUGCUAGUGCAAUGCUGUUUAUCCGGUUUUCCUUUUCUUUUGUUUUCCCUCUAUCUCCCUUGACUAUGAGAAAAAUACUGAUACUGGAAUACUGCCUAUUUGUUUAGCUAAUGAAAUUUUUUGCCACAAUGUAUUGUAUUCCGCAUAUGAAACACAACGAACACUCAUUUCGAGCUCUGUCAUUUGAGAAAUGGUUAUAAGCUUACUCA
Prosopis cineraria is the source of this 1865-nucleotide messenger RNA. Its product is annotated as protein CANDIDATE G-PROTEIN COUPLED RECEPTOR 7-like. Gene Ontology annotation, biological process: transport. NCBI's taxonomy places the organism in Eukaryota, Viridiplantae, Streptophyta, Magnoliopsida, Fabales, Fabaceae. The transcript has a single exon. Bases 22 to 1542 code for a protein of 506 amino acids. The record is from RefSeq and is a predicted model, not a curated record. Gene Ontology annotation, cellular component: Golgi apparatus; membrane.